This is a messenger RNA of Drosophila montana, 9369 nucleotides long. Its product is annotated as serine-rich adhesin for platelets. NCBI's taxonomy places the organism in Eukaryota, Metazoa, Arthropoda, Insecta, Diptera, Drosophilidae. Gene Ontology annotation, biological process: positive regulation of transcription by RNA polymerase II. The coding region runs from base 1333 to 7968 and encodes 2211 amino acids. The transcript has 8 exons. The record is from RefSeq and is a predicted model, not a curated record. Gene Ontology annotation, cellular component: nucleus.
CAGCACGCGGAUGCUACGCUUCGUUUUUUUCUUGUGGCCUGCGUUUACAAAAGCACAAGCAGCGCGCUCUCUUGCUUUGACUCUUUAACUUUGAAUUACACUCUCUGGCGCUCUCGACACAGCAACGAUUGCUGCUGGUGCUGUUGCUGCCGCCGCUGCUGCUGCUGCUGUUGCUGUUGUGUGUUCUUGAGUUGGCGCUGUCGCUGGCUGCUGUUUUUGUUGUUGUUGUGUGGUGGUCUCGGUCUCGGUCUCUGUUUCGGUUUCGGUUUCGUUUGUCUGCCUGCUGCUGCUGCUGCUGGUUUGAUUUUUGUGCGCUCCGCAGCGUCGUCGUCGUCACCGCCGUCGCCGUCGUCGUCAUUGUUGCUCUGCAGCUGCGUUCGUGCGCUUUUUGAAAAUAGUUACAAGAUGUUCAUCGAAGUGAGUAGAACGCCGGCGCGGUGAAUUGGACAAACACAAAAGUCAGCCGCCGUUGAAGAUAUCGCAUGUGGUUGAACUGUAACUGAAAACUGAAAUUCAAUUUCAGACUGCAACAAGAAGCAAAUGUGUGAACGCUGAUAAAAAACAAAAAUACAAAAUAAAAAUAAAUAACAAAAAGAACUCCAAAGCACAUGCUAAAUUGGAGAACCAAACACAAGUUCCAAAAUAAUACGAUACAAUUUUUGUGGCGCGAGUUUUUUCAAGAAUUCAAGAAUUAUCAACGACAACAUCAGCCAGCAAACAGCAUCAGCUUUAAAGUCCAUGUCCAAGUAAAGUGCAAUCCAUGCGGAGCUGCUGUUGUUAUUUUUAAAUCGCUGACCGCAGAAAAUUUAACGCUAAAAAUAAAACAGACCAAAAAAAAAAAAGAAAGAAGAAAAGCAAACAAAAUACAACAAAAUAAAAAUAAUAUCGUAACGCGUCGAGUUUUUCCUUUUCGGCGCUCUAUAAAAAUACCCGCAAAUGCAAAGGGUAACAACUCGAAAGUGACAAACACCAACAACUGCAACAACUGCAACAACAACAACCGCAACAACAACAACUGUUACAACAACAACAACAAAUCGGGAAAAUAAGAAGAAAAGUGCGUGCAGCGGCAUUUUCCACAUACAAAAUAGUUUUCAUGUGCUCCGUUUUUUAUGUGGAAUAUUUUUUGGAUACAUUUUGCCGUAGCCGAAGCAGGGCUUAAAAACCUUUUGCUUAAACUUCGAAAAAGCUGACAUGUUCAAGGCCAGCGAACGCGCCACUUUAUGUUUGGUUAAGCAAUAGCCAAUCGACCAGGAGAAGAAAUCAACCCCAAGCACAGACACGCACACACAUCCGCACACACACACACUUGCACACAUAGAGAGCAGCAGCAUGGAUCUGCCGUCGAUGGUGCAGCGCUCCGGCGAUACGCUAAUCGUACGCAGCGUGGUGAGCGGCAAUCAGCUUUACAUGGAGCAGGGCCACAAAGGUGGCAACAGCAGCAACAGCAACGAAUCCCCACCGCUGGACACGCAGACAUCGGCAUCGCCGCCGGUGGCAAGUGCGCUGGAGCAGCAGCUGGAAAGAUAUCGGCUGCAGCAGCUGUUGCAGCAACAGCAGCAGCAGCAACAGCAGCAACAACAGGCGGCAGUUGCAGCAGCUGCCGUUGUCAACAGCGUACAACAGCAGCAACAACAACAACAACAACAACAGCAGCAGCAACAGCACGUGGUGCUCUCGCUGGAUGCCAAGGAGGAGGGAUUGCCGCAGUGCAAGAUCAAGCGGAAUUACAGCUGCAACCAUUGCGCGUACUUCACGCAGAAUCCGCGCUACCAUUUGACGCAUCUGCGCGACGUGCACGGCGAGAAAAUUGUGAUAAAUAAGUGCAAGUUGUGCCUGUAUGCUUCCCGCCACUUCCAGAAGCUGGUGCGCCACAUGAAGAUGGUGCACGGCUGCACCGAUGGCAUACCCAGCGGACAUGGGCAGGCGCGCGGCAAGCGCGGCAUGAGCCGUGAGGCGCGCAAGCGACGACUAGAGGAGAGCGUCGGCGUUAUGGGCGGCCAGUCGCUGACCAUGUCUGUGCCGGACGUGCCCACGCUGGAGCAGGUGAAGCGUGAGCUGCAGCUGCAGGAGCAGAAGCUGCACCGCGGCAUCGAGGCCUACAUGCAGCGACAGCGCGAGGAGCAGCAGCAGCGCGAACAGCAGCUGGAGCUGGUGUCCAGCUAUGGCCGACAGCUGCAGGCCAGUCUGCGGGAUCUGGACCAGCAUGAGCCGUACGAGCGUCAGUCGUCGCCAGCGGAACCACCGACGCCCUCGCCCAGCGGCUCGGCAACGCCGCCGCCGGCGCUCUCGGGCGGCGAGGAGCCACAGAAUCGUCUGCUCAAAUGCAGCGCCUGCGAGUACACCACACUCUAUCGCACCCAGCUGCGCGCCCAUGAGCUGGCCGAGCAUGGCAAGACCAAGUUCUUCCGCUGCGACAAGUGCAGCUAUGUGACGCACAUCAAGGCGCGCUUCAGCAAGCACGUCAAAUACCAUUCGAUGCCAAUGAUCAAGUGCGUCACCUGCGACUUUCGCACACCCUACAAAUGGAAUCUGGACAGGCACAUGAAGAACCAUGGAGGCGCUGGCGCCUUCAAGUGCGCCGCCUGCGACUUUACGGCCGACAUCAAACAGUCGCUGACCGUCCACGAGAUGAACCAUCAUGUGCCGCCCGUCGGCAAUGCCGGCUCCAUUUGGCCGCGUCGCCAGAACAAGGUCGGCGCCAGCGAAAUGUGCGAUGAUUUCCUCAGCGAUUCCGCCGAGUUGGAGGAUCAAUAUAAUAACAACAACCUGGAUGAUGAUCUGGAGGAUGGCGACGGCGGCGCCUUGAGCGGUGAGGAGCACUAUGGCAAGCGCAGCAAGUACGAGGAUGAUGAGGAGCCCACCGAUCUAUCGCAAAAAGGUGGCUGCUCCUCGGACACGUCCAGCGUUGGCACAGCCACGCCACGUGCCCUGCGACCGGUGCCCAAUCUGAUACCCAUCGCAAAGAGCUCGAAGGACGCGCUAAACCUAUCCAAGGAUACAAACGCCUCACGAAGUGUCCUCACAGGGAUCGCCUCGAUGUUCUUCAACGAUAAGCAAAUCUCCGAGAUGCUGGACAAGUCGGAUGUGCCGCAGCUGUCGCCGGCAACGACCAUUGCCUCGAUGGCCUCCUCGCGCAGUCUGUUGACCAAGAAGGGCGGCUCCUUCUUCGACAAGCUGAAGACGGGCGCCCAGCAUGAUAAUCUGAUCUGUCAGUGCGGUCAUGUGGCCAAAUGUCUAUCCGAAUCGAUAAUACAUGGCAAGAGCUGUCAGUCCUCGGCCGUUGUCGUGGACGAAGACGAUGUGGCGCUGCAUGAAGAUGAUGCCGACGAUCGCCUGGAGAUCGACGAAGACGACGAAGAUCGUCAGUCGCACUCGGCGCUUAAUUUGAGCGUCUCCGGCUCCACACGCUGCCAGCACUGUCGCCAUCGCUGCAAAUCGUCCACCGAUCUGCUGCAUCAUUUGACCCAGUGCGCGGAAGCCAUACGCUGUGCGAACGAGAUGUACGAUUCGAAUUCCGGCGAGAGCGGUGAUCGUCGCAGCGAUGCGCAUUCGCUGCAGCAGCAGGCGGCUGUGCAGCAGCAACGGGUUUGCAUUUGGAACAAGGCGGCCAAGGAGCGGGCCGCUGCCGUAGUGCAGCAGGAUAAGGUCAGCCUAAUGACAAAAUCGCCGGGCAGCCAAGCGGCGAGCAACGAAGAGAACAGCUACUACGGAGUGGAAACAGCGCCCGGUUACGGUGAGGUAACCAAAAAGAUGACGCCCGAGGAAGAGGCCGCCAACUCGUCCCUGAAAAAGGUCUACAAGUGUCCGCAUUGCAGUUUCUGGGCAUCGACAGCAUCGCGUUUCCAUGUCCACAUUGUUGGCCACCUCAAUAAGAAGCCAUUCGAGUGCUCGCUCUGCUCAUAUCGCUCCAACUGGCGCUGGGACAUUACCAAGCAUAUACGCCUGAAGACCAUACGCGAUCCCUCGCACAAGACCGCCAAGGUGCUGAUGAACGAUGAGACCGGGCGGCGCAACUAUACCAAGUAUAACAAGUACAUAACCCUAAUGAAGGUCACCGAGGAGGAUGGUGAUCCCAAGCUAAUGAAAUCCGGCGAGAUGACGCCCAAUCAGGUCGCCUCGUUGGCCUUCCUGAAGGACUACCAGAAGGUGGGCGUGGGCGUUGGCACGGGCCAUGACAUUACCCUCGAGCCGGUGUCGCCAAACAAAUCCAAUGCCCUGGACGAUGCACAGCUGGCGGAUAAUCUCAUACGCUUGCCGCUGCUGGCGACCAUGAUGAACGCGGCGAUGGCCACACAGCAGCAUCACCAGCAUCAGCAACUGGAACAGCAGCAGCAACAGGAGCAGCAGCAGCAGCAGCAGCAUCAUUCGGCCAUGAUAACGCCAUCGGUGACCAUAUCGCCAGUGAAACGCACACAUCAAGCGCCGCCCGGCAAGCCCACCGACGAUCUCAUCACUGAGGUGCAUCAGGAGGGCAGCGAGAAGAAGACCUUCUACAGAUGUCGCAAGUGUAACUUCAGACAUCACAAUCGGGAUGCGGUGCUGGCCCAUGUCAAGAUACACUAUCAGGAGUCGAGUUUUCCCAAGUCCAGCUCUUCGGUGAGCAGCACCUCGCCGCUGCAGGUUUCCGUUAGCUCCAAUCAGCAGCUCUACAUGAACAAAGUAUUCGCCGCGAUGUGCCUGUCGCAGCCCUCUCCCACAGCGGGCAGCACCUCAGCCUCAGCUGUUGGCGGCCAGCAGCAGCAGCAGCAACAUUCCAUCAUCUCGGCGGGCCUGCUGCAGCGUGCCAUACAAGAGGCACAGCAUUCGCCGACGCCCAAUGCCAGUGCACUGAGCGGCCUGGCACUGGCGCUAGCCACCGGCAAGUGUCCGCCGGGCACAACGACAACAGCGACAUCGACGAACAGUUUGCCCAAAGCCAAUGCCGCCUCCAUUUUAGAGCACGGUGAGCAGAAAGCGAGUCAAAACGAGGCAAGUGCCGACAGUCUGACGUCGCCCACAAUCACCAGCACAGCCAGAUCGCUACAAGAUCUGCUAACAUCACCACGAACCAGACACGGUCUACACUAUGGUGCGGGUGCUUCGUCAUCAACAACAACAGCGACAGCUGGCGCCGGCCUUGUGGCCACUAAUCCUAAUGCUAACAGUAACUCAAUUGUGGUUAUGGGUACCGGCAACAACACCGGAUAUAGGCUGGAGACGGCUGGCCACAAGAAAUCAUCGAGCGUCGCCGACUAUGUCGCGUCAUCCAAUACACCCACCACCACCAAUACAUCGCCUAUGCCAGUAACUACCACUCCUACUCCUAUUUCUACUACUACUACUUUUCCAACUGGUGCUAAGUCCUCUUUGGUUCAUACACUGGGUACUGGUAAUAAUAACAACAACCACAACAACAACAGCACAUCCCACAAUCUCACCGACACUCAUGCCCAUAACCAACUCAUCGCUGGUGAUGGUUACUAUACAAUGGCAUCGGGUUUAAACCAUGCCAUAACUGCUACUAAUAUAAAAUCCACGCCAGCCUCGUCCAUGUCGUCGUCGUCUUCGUCGUCGCUGCUAUUAUCGGCAUCGGCAUCGGCAUCGGCAUCGUCCUCAUCAGCAUCGCCGGCGUCUGUUGCGUCAUCGCCGCACUCGUCGCCGCCAUCCUCAACGUCGUAUAUGCCACAGAGCAUGCCCGGCCAGGCGACACGUUUCCAUAGCCAUAGUCCAGGUAGUCCCAAUCUGUUAACGAUGAACGAUGCCGAUCGGCGAGAUCCGUCGCCAUAUCGUUGUGGCCACUGCCAUCAGGUGUCGAAUUGGAAGCAUGUGAUCCAGCGGCACUGUCGCUUAAAGCAUUCCGGGGAUAUUCGGAUCGAGACCCUUGAGCGCAGCAACAGCAGCAGCGCUGGCCCCAAUGCGGCGCCCAUUUAUCGUCCACAGGGCGCCGGCGCCAGCAACGAGUCCCAGGCCCACAUCAGCACCAGCAACUACAACAACAACAACAACAAGCCCGGUCAGAUCAACAAUAACAACAACAACAACAGCCUGAGCAGCGCCUUGCUCAGCAGCAAACAGCUGGAGCAGCUGCUGCAUUCACCGCUCUCCGCGAGCGCUGCGGCCGUGGUGAAUGCGGCCAAUACGCAGCAGGAUCUGCAAGCGGCGGCCGCCUAUUGGGCCGCUGCCUGCAAAGCGGUCAGCGCCGCUGCCAGCGGCAGCGCCGAGGAGCUGCUCCAGCUGCAGCAAAACGAUCAAAUCGAGAUCACGCGCUUGCCCUCGGCUGCCGCCGUCGCUGCCAGCAGCAGCUCGCAGGAGCUGCCCAACAACAACAAUAACAACACGAAGAGCAAACAGCAAAAGUGCCCCGUCUGUCCGUACAUCUCGGAGAGCAAAUCCCAAAUGAACUAUCACGUCUCGCUGCACAAGCCCACGCAAUACGAGUGCCGACUGUGCACCUUUGUGUGCGCCAAGAAGCAGCAUCUGAGCAGCCACAUGCGCAGCGUACAUCAGCAGCAACUGGGCGCAGCAGCGGCAGCCGCCGGCGCUGGCCUCGACUUUAGCGUGGCGCUACAGCUGGCUGCGGCCAAGCAGGUGCACCAGCUGCCGACGGCUGCAGCAGCAACGCCGCUGGCCAUCGACCUGAGCCAGCUGCAGCUGGAGGAGAGCAGCAAUGCCGAGCUGCAGGUGCAGCAACAGCUGCCGCCGGAAUACCAAUACAAGCUGAUUAGCUACUGUCCGCGCUGUCCGGCCCGUUUCGCCCAGAAGCACAACGAUGAGCGCAACGCCAAGCUGGAGUUGGAGCAGCAUUUGGCCGCGCACGCGCCCAGCGAGCUGGAGUCGGAUGAGGUGCAUGUGUGCGCCUACUGUGAGUAUCGUGCCGGUGCCGAGACGCUGCUGCAGCUGCAUCGUGCCGUGCACAUGUCGCACUACCAGGAGAAGUGCCAGCAGCUGUAUAGAAAUUGCAAAGAGGAUGUCGCAUAUCCGGCGCCCAAGCUGCUGCAAAUAACUGGACCCGAAACCAUUUGGGUGGUGGACAAUGAGCUGGGCGCACAGCUGUUGCGCCAGAGCGCACUCAGUUCCUCGAGCAACAGCUACGAUGGCCAGAACUCGCUCUUGAAGAAGCAACUGGAGUCGGGCGGCGUUGGUGCUUUGAUUCGUGAACAGACGCCACCCAAGGCCAAGGAGGCCGAGGAGGAUGAGGAGCGUCACAGCAGCUCAACGCCCUCGACCAGCGCCUCGGUGGCCACUAGCGAUUUGGCCGCAGAUGCCAGCAGCGAUGCCGGUUCGCUGGACAUGCCGCAGUCGGCGCCAACGCCACAGCGCUGCCAGCAUUGUCCCUACGAGACGCUGCAGCACGAGCAGCUGGCAGAGCAUAUGCAGAAACAUGCCUGCAUCAGUCAGCCCAGCCCCGAGGCGCAGCAGUGUGCCCACUGCGACUACAAUGCCGUCGAGGAGGCGGAACUGGAGGAGCACACCGCUGUGCACUUCAAUGCCAGCGAGAAGCUUAAAUCUGUCGACUUUUUCACCUGCUACGACAAGCUGGAGAUAAGCGUGGAACAGGAACCGGAGCCGUUCGAGCAGGACGACAAGGAGCAGACGGAGCACAACAAUAACCAGGACAAUGUCGUCAAUGCCAAUGUGCAGCAGCAGGACGACGCAGAAACGGAACAGCUUCACCAGGAGCCGGUCAAGAAACCCAGCACCAAGCUCAUACUCUAUAAGAACGAUGGCGCACUCAGCGUUAAGCCCUCCAUGGAGGAGGACAGCACCACGUCGACGACGACAACGCAGCGCGCCGAGAAUAUCAGCGAUCGCUUGAGGCGUCGCAGCUUGCGUGGAGGAGCCUUCGCUGCCACCACGUCCACCACGGCAACAACAACAACAACAACAGCUGCAGCUGCAUCUGCAGCUGCGCCGGGCAUAAUGGAGGCAACUGAUAAAAUGAUACUGGUCAAUGCCAAGACGGGCAAAGUCAUUUUCCGAAAGUAGGCGUGGCCCAAGUCACAGCUGCACCGCAAACCUUUCUUUCACUAUUGUAUUUUUCAUAGGAGCAUAUAAUUAAUAUUAUUAUUAUUAUUAUUAUUAUUAUUUUUAUUAUUAUUAUUUUUGGGGUUGUUAAUGUUUUGUUGUUUUCAAUUGGGUAUCUAGUUAGUCGAGUUUUGUUUUAAGCACCAAUUAUUAUUUAAUUGUUACUAACAAAAACACACACACACACAGUUGACACCGUUGGAACAUGUUCCUGCACCUUGAAUCAUAUUUAUAAGUUGUUCAUUAACAAAACUUAUUUGUUUAUAUUAAAAAAAAAACGUCAGCUAUUAUACUUUGUUAUGUCUAAAACCUUAGCGCGGUGCAAAAUAUAAAUAUAUAACUAAAAACGAAUCAAAACUUAAAUAUUUAAAUCGUAUGAUCAAAAGCAUAAACAAAAGCGUUUCAAAGAAAUCAAACUUGUGCAUGACAAAAUCAAAAAACAACAAAAAACAAAAACAAACAAAUUCAAAAUUAGUCUUGCUGCAAACAAUUUGUUUUUGAAUGGGAACUGUGAUUAUUGAAUAUUGUAAAUUAAAAUAUAUAAAAAAAAAAGAAACAAAUCUCUAAAUUUAAUUAAAAAAAAAAAAUAACAAACACGUAUAUCAUUCAAUGAAUAUGGUACUUUAUACAUAGUAUAUACAUAUUUACAUCAGCUGCUAUGAAAUACGCAAAAUUUCAAAAUGAGAAAUCAAAUAUGAAAAUCUAUGAAAAUACUGUGUAAUAAUUUGCAAUAUUUGCAAUAUGAUUUUGUACAACUGCAGCACAGCAUUAAAUAAGUACUAUUUAAGUAAUUAAUUUCUAUUUAAAGAUUAAUGUUUAAAAUGGUUUUGUUUUACUAUACAUCAUUAUUGUUUAUUGUAGCACAGUGUAUCUUGUGCAAACACUAUAUAAAAAGAAAAAGAAAAAACAAAAAAGUUGAAAAAACGUUAUCAUAAAGUCUAAGGAAACGAAAUGAACACAUGUGGAAUAGCGGGGCCAUAUUUAAAUAGUUUAAAGCAAACAUUUAAACAAACAAAAAACAAUAACAGUAACAGUAACAGAAGAGUAUACAGAAACUUACUUGAAUAUAAACGCAACCGCCUUUGAUAUACAUAUACAUAAUUGUAUCUAUAUCUAUAUAUUUAAAUAGUAUUUAAUUAUCAAAUACGUCUAAUUAGUUUAGUGUAAAUAACUUAGUUUUGUUUACUAUGCACAUACAGAAACAUAUACAUAUAUAUAUAUAUAUGAACCCACACACAUACACAGCCAACACAAAUACACACAUUUACGGCAUAAAUUUAAACAAAGAAAAUGUACAAAAGAAAUGUUAAUAAAAAAAAAUCAAAAUUAAUAAAAAUACACAAGUUGCAUUUACAAAUUUUA